Phycomyces blakesleeanus NRRL 1555(-) is the source of this 998-nucleotide messenger RNA. RefSeq lists its product as hypothetical. The record is from RefSeq and is a predicted model, not a curated record. NCBI's taxonomy places the organism in Eukaryota, Fungi, Mucoromycota, Mucoromycetes, Mucorales, Phycomycetaceae. Bases 12 to 998 code for a protein of 328 amino acids. The transcript has 3 exons.
AAAUAUUUUAAAUGGCAACAAAACCCGAGGUCGCUGCAGUACAGCCAACAAUCAAGCCUGUUAGAACCACAAAGGAUACCGUCGUUGGUUUUGCCAUUGGAGGAUUAGCAGCAUGUGGAGCAGUGACAUUUACUAAUCCCUGGGAGGUGGUCAAGACAAGACUGCAGUUACAGGGUGAGCUGGUCCGUGCAGGUACCCUGUCAGAGGCUUCGAGACCUUAUCACAACAGUUUCCAGGCCCUCAAGCUGGUCUUUCAAAAGGAAGGUAUUCGAGGCUGCCAGCGUGGUUUGGGUGUGGCCUAUGUCUAUCAGGUCUGCCUGAACGGAAGUCGGUUGGGACUUUAUGAGCCAGUCUACACCUCGACAGUCAAUGCACUUGGGUUGAAAUCGGAUCAUGCCCUGGUUGGUGCAGGUGUGUUUGCAGGCGCAACUGCAGGAGUCAUUGGUGCAAUUCUUGGAUCGCCCCUUUAUCUCAUCAAGACCAGAAGACAAUCUUACUCGCCCGUGUUCCGCCAGAUCGGAUUCCAACACCAGAUGGGAUCAUCGGUCGGUGCUCUGGCCGAGAUCUGGAAAAAGGAGGGUAUCAGAGGACUCUAUCGUGGUGCUGAUGCCGCAAUGGCCCGUGCUGGUGUCGGUUCGGCCGUCCAGAUGCCUUCAUACAUGUUUGGAAAGCAGUUGUUGAUCGACCGCUUCCAUUGUGCAGACAGCAUCGGCACACACUUUGGUGCAUCGAUGUUCACAGGUGUCCUGGCCUGUCUGUCGAUGAAUCCUUUUGAUGUCAUCUCAACCCGCAUGUAUAACCAGGGCGUAGAUCCCGCAACCGGAAAGGGUCUCCUCUACAAGAACCCUGUCGACUGUCUACUCAAGAUUGUUUCUACAGAAGGUGUCGGUGGUCUCUACAAGGGUUUCUUUGCCCACUUUUUACGCAUUGGCCCACACACAAUGCUUAUGUUCAUCUUCAUGGAGCAGUUAAAGACAGUUUACGCAAAACAUUUCUAG